Heterobilharzia americana is the source of this 1719-nucleotide messenger RNA. The record is from the annotation of a GenBank genome assembly. Lineage: Eukaryota; Metazoa; Platyhelminthes; Trematoda; Strigeidida; Schistosomatidae.
GGAGAUUACUACAUUUAGUACUAGUAAUAAACUGAAAAGUCAAUCAAAAGAUGAGCAUUUUUAGUGUGUAAAUAAUAGUGAUUUCAUUGCUUUACAGUAAAUGCAUGAAGAUACACACACAUAUACAUGUAUGAAUUCGCUUUCAUUAAGAAAGAUAUGCUACAUGUCAACAUAUGAAUAUAUACUUAGAUGUUUCUCAUAUAUAACACCCACGAAUCCUUUCACCAUGUGAAUUGUCUACUGUAGAAGUAUGUGCUAACUGACACCUAAACUGAACAGUUUAUUAUUCGUUACAAAAGAUUAAGGAAAGAAAAAUGGAACUAUUUAUUGUGUUUUUCCUUCGAUCUGAUCAAGUGAAAUAUAGUGAACGGGAUCAGUAGAUAGGUAAGUAUAUGCAAUACAUAAACAUACACGUACACACAUAUCAACUCAAUUGUGUGUUAACUUAAUAGAGUCUAAACGUUGCUUGACAAAUUUCUGUUAUCAGUAGGAAAACAUUGAACACAAUGAAUGUAUCAUUAGCUGAAAGAUUAUGGAAAAUUAUCUUCAUCGUUUUUAAUAGUAUCUUUAUUUUGUUUGGUUUUAUACUAUUCGUUAUUGGUAUUAAAGCACAGACAACUUUUGCAAAGUAUAAUACAAUUAUACAAGCUUCAACACCAGCCAUCUUUCCAACUAUCAUUUUCACCGGGAUAUUCAGUAUUCUAACUGGAUGUAUAGGAUUUGUUGGUGUAUUUAAACAAAAACCUAUUUUCUUCAUUUUGCAUCUUGUUGGUUUAGGUGUUGCUACGAUUAUUGACUUCGCUAUAGCAACAGCAUCUGCUGUGGUACAUGAUAAAUUCCCCAUUAUGGCACAUGAUGCAUUACGCAGUGCUGUUAGAUAUUAUUAUUAUAGACAUGAUAUUCAAACAGAUUUUGACAAGUUGCAAGGAAAUUUAAAGUGUUGUGGAGCAACAUCAUUCUUGGAUUAUACACGAAUGGGUGCCAAUGUACCAUUCUCUUGUCGUAUUGGUGAUCUAGUUUACGCUGAACAUUGGUAUUUGAGAUGCACGUCUCAUCCCACUGGGGACUCGUCAACUGAAUGUAAUUGCACUCCAGUGAGUAAUAUUUUUUCCCAAUGGAAUUUGAAUCAAGUACCCAUCUCAUGAAAUGCGAAAGCGUUAUCCACUAGGAUAUUCAACUUUGAAAGUGACCUUCUAAUUUCAUUUUCAUCACCGCUAACACAACCGGUAUUCAUAGGAAAUUUUGCAUCAAUAUGGGAAAUUGAUAUUUUUCUGAAUAUCUAUAUAAAUAUACCGCUAUUUUUCUCCUUUUUUUAUUUUUUCCUCAUUUAAACACAGGGUUGUGUUCAUGUAUUGUCUGAGCUAGUACAACAUUACAUCAUUGUGAUAAUUAGUUUAUGCUUUGUGUUCGCUAUUAUCCAAAGUAUCUUCUUGAUUAUCUCAAUCCUACUAUUUCGUAAAUCAGAAGCAAAAUUGGGAUCUGUGUAAACCUUUUCUAUGAGUGUUCUUAUUGAAAAACACAAUUUUAAGAAUAAAAAUGAAAUUGAGUUCAUUAUAAAAGUAAACAUUAUUAUUCAUGUAAUGACUGAAUACUAACUGUUUUUGUAACAGUUAACAUUUACAAGGUAACAAUAAAUCAUUCAUUUUUUUUCAAAAUUUUCAGUAAUUUUCUUAUUUUUUAUCAUUAAAACAAAAUAUAUACAUUUGAUUGUUUCAGUUU